CACACCACACCGCCACUACCACCACCAUCGAAGCACAACCACUACCACCACUACCACCACCACCAUCACCACUACCACCACAAAUCCCUUUGAGAACCAACCAGUGCGGAGUGCUCUCCCGCCACAUUACUCAUACGCCGCGUCGCCGCCUCGAGUGCACAAUUUUGUAUACAGUACCAAAUUAGAUUUGAAACUUUUUUCUUAAUUGCCAGCCCUCCGCCGCCGCCGCCGCCGUCGCAGCUGGCGUCGCCGUUGGCGCAGGCAGCGACGCCGACGCACACAGGCAGCUGCGCGGCACAAAGGUGGUUGCAACACUCUCGGAAUCGGGAAUACACGAGUAUAUCCCCUAUAUCCCAUGUACAUGCCCACGAGCGUAUCCGCGCACUUUCAACCCUCGUUUGCCAGCCGCUUCUGCUGUUUCUGCCACUUCUGCCGCUUCUGCCGCCUCUGCCGCUUUUGUAUUGGUAAAUGUUGCCGCUUGCCGCCAUUGCUGAACGUCCGACGUCGCAACGUCGAGCGUCGUGCGCUGCGGCCUUUGGGCCAAAAGUUGAAUCAGUUGCAAUCGAGGGCUCACUGUGUCAUGUCGUCAGCGCGCGUGGAUUGAAUUGAAUUAUCGAACUAUGUGGUUACUCUGAGAAACGGACAUAAAAACUUACCAAUAAAACAAUUAAAAUACAAAAUACAAGCUAACAACAAACAAUUAUAGCAUAAUCAUAAGCAAAAGUGUAGUGUGUGCGCAAAAGUUCUUGGCCAACAGCAAAUCUACAAAUCGAGUUGCAAUGAGUCUGCCGUCGGGUGUGGACAUGCAGAAUCUGAUGUCGCAGCAUCCGGUUCUGGGAGCACUGCCACCUGCUUUCUUCCUGAGAGCCGCCUCGGAACGCUACCAGAGGACGCCCAAGUGCGCCCGCUGCAGGAACCACGGAGUGGUCAGCGCCUUGAAGGGCCACAAACGCUAUUGCCGCUGGCGGGAUUGCGUCUGCGCCAAAUGCACUCUAAUCGCGGAACGCCAACGGGUUAUGGCUGCUCAGGUGGCCCUCCGGCGCCAACAGGCCCAAGAAGAGAACGAGGCCCGCGAACUGGGCCUGCUCUACACCUCGGUUCCUGGCCAGCAGAAUGGCAGCGACAGUGCCACGCCCACUCCGCACAGCCCCAAUCACAGCGGCAGCGGCGGUUCGGCCAGCGGCGGAUCUGGCCAGAACGGCGUCUUCCACGGCGGCAUUCCCUCGCCACCCAGCGACGGCUUCGAGGCCAGCUCCACACCCAAUCAUCACCAGCAGUCGCAGUCGCAGCAUCAGCAGCAGGCGCACCACCAGCAGCACCACAGCCACCCACAUCCGCAGUCGCAGCGGUUCAAUGGCAAUGAAUCCGACACGGAUGGACGCACCCGUUCCGAGCACCUCAGCGUGGGCUUCUCGCCCACGAGAACCGAGCUGGAUGAGAGUCCUGUUUCCAAGCGCGGAGCAGCCUUGUCUAACGAAACCGACCAGGACACGGGCUCCGAGUCCGGAUCGCCGAGUAGUCCCCGGCCCAAGGUCGCCGGACUGUUCAAUCUGACCGCCAGCUUGUCGCCCGCCCGCACUGGACCGCCCAGCUCGCCGGAGUCCGAUCUGGAUGUGGAUUCGGCGCCGGAUGAGGCCACGCCGGAGAAUCUCAGUCUCAAGAAGGAGGACAGCCAGUCGCCGCCCAAUACGCCCGCCGAGAAUCUCCAUCUGCUGCGUUCCUUCAGCAGCAGUCAUGCCCAGGGCUUCCUGCCAUACCACCACACGCAGUUCCUGGCCGCCGCCGGUUUGCCCGCCCACCACCACCCACCGGCGCACUCGCCGCACCACCAGCAGCAGCAGCAACAGCAGCAGCAGAACCACCUGCCACAGCACCACCAGCAGCAGCAACAGCAUCAGCAGCAGCAGAGAUCACCCAUCGACGUCCUGAUGAGGGUGUUCCCCAACCGACGGCGCAGCGAUGUGGAGCAGCUGAUGCAGAGGUUCCGCGGCGAUGUGCUCCAGGCCAUGGAGUGCAUGCUGGCUGGCGAGGAUUUGGGCCAGACGCCGCCGCAGGUGCCGCCCUCGCCGCCCUUUCCCAUGAAGUCCGCCUUCUCGCCGCUGGUGCCGCCCUCGGUUUUCGGUUCGCCCACCCAUCGCUACCAUCCCUUCAUGCAGGCGCACGCCAAGCGAUUCCUGACUGCUCCCUACGCCGGAACCGGCUACCUUCCCGGCGUGCUCAGUGCGGCGGAUAUCGAGCAAUCCGAGUCCAAUGGCGCGGGUGGCAUUGGGUUGGAUCGCACCAGCAAUGCCGGCGACUCACAGGAUUGAGGCAGCGAGGUGGAGGCCAGCGGGGCGUCCGUCUUCAGGCCUUUCGAGUGAGGUGCCCAUCCCUACUACACUGCGAAAAAAGCCCACACCUCAGGAGUCAAGAACGCAAUUGAAAACUUCGAUCAGUUUUAGAGCUCUCAUUUAUGUUCGUAAUAUUUCCAGGCAGCUGAAACCACAGAAGUUUUUUAUUGCAGAAACAUGCUAGAAUCUUCUUGAUUUUAAUGCAACUGUUUUUCGCAGUGCACGGCCCCCAAACGAAGUGAAAAUUACAUUUGCCCUUGACUCUUAGCACAAGUAUUGUAACAUAGAGACCGUAAAAAUAAUACGUUUAAUGAAUUAAAAGCUAAGGAUUCCAUACACUCGAUCCCAGUUAGGAGCCAUAAGAUGUAUUUGUUUAGCUGAAAUUAAUAUUAUGUCGAUGAUGAGAUUAUUGUGUAAGUGAUUGUUUGAUUGCAAGCAACUAAUUGAGAUAUCCGUGUGUACCAUAUGAA
Drosophila santomea is the source of this 2800-nucleotide messenger RNA. RefSeq names its product doublesex- and mab-3-related transcription factor A2 (gene dmrt99B). The record is from RefSeq and is a predicted model, not a curated record. The transcript is spliced from 4 exons. Gene Ontology annotation, molecular function: RNA polymerase II cis-regulatory region sequence-specific DNA binding; protein binding; DNA-binding transcription factor activity, RNA polymerase II-specific. Lineage: Eukaryota; Metazoa; Arthropoda; Insecta; Diptera; Drosophilidae. Bases 780 to 2309 code for a protein of 509 amino acids. Gene Ontology annotation, cellular component: nucleus. Gene Ontology annotation, biological process: sex differentiation; regulation of transcription by RNA polymerase II.